Aspergillus puulaauensis is the source of this 882-nucleotide messenger RNA. It is a transcript of the gene sec17, whose product is annotated as alpha-soluble NSF attachment protein SEC17. The record is from RefSeq and is a predicted model, not a curated record. Bases 1 to 882 code for a protein of 293 amino acids. Gene Ontology annotation, biological process: SNARE complex disassembly; intracellular protein transport. Gene Ontology annotation, cellular component: SNARE complex; vacuolar membrane. The transcript has 5 exons. Gene Ontology annotation, molecular function: syntaxin binding; soluble NSF attachment protein activity. NCBI's taxonomy places the organism in Eukaryota, Fungi, Ascomycota, Eurotiomycetes, Eurotiales, Aspergillaceae.
AUGGCCGCAGACCCUCGAGCCCUCCUCCAGAAAGCCGAGAAAGCGCUUCAAGGUGCUUCAGGCGGCUUCAGUUUCUUCGGCGGUCGUACUGAGAAAUAUGAGAACGCAGCAGAUCUAUACACACAGGCCGCCAACGCAUUCCGAAUCCAGAAGCUGAACAAGGAAGCCGGUCAAGCUUUUGAAAAAGCUGCCGCUAUCCAGACCCAGAACUUGAACGAACCCGGUGACUCCGCCAACACAUUGCAGGAGGCCUUCAAGGUCUACCGCAAGUCAGACCCCGAGGACGCCGUCCGCGUGCUUUCAUCCGCCAUACAGUACUAUGUAUUGAACGGGAACCUCCGCCGAGCAGCCACCCAGCAGCAGUACCUGGCAGAAGUAUACGAGACGGAACUAGGGGAUGUAAAGAAUGCACUGGAAGCUUAUGAGAAGACCGCGGAGUGGUUCGAUGCCGACAACGCUGAAGCUCUCGCAAACAAGCACUUCCUCAAAGCAGCCGAUUUAGCCGCCCUUGAAAGCGACUACUACAAAGCAAUUGACCACUAUGAGCGGAUUGCCCGCACAUCCAUCAACAACGGCCUAAUGAAGUGGUCCGUUAAAGAUUAUCUUCUAAAAGCCGGGCUCUGUCAUCUAGCCACCAAUGACAUGGUCUCCGCCAACCGCGCCCUCGAGAGCUAUCGUGACGUUGACCCAACAUUCAACUCAACGAGAGAACACCAACUGCUUGUAGACCUGAUUCAGACUAUGGAGGCGCGAGACCAAGAGGCAUUCGCCGAUAAACUCUUCCAGUUCGAUCAGCUCAGCAAGCUAGAUAAGUGGAAGACGACGAUUCUAUUGCGGAUCAAGAACGGGAUUGAAGGACCAGAGGAAGAUGAUUUUGCUUAA